ACUAAAUGAUUUGGUGGUUUCUUGACAUACUUAAGUGCUGGACACCAUGAAGCUUUACGUUGAGUUGUUCUUAACAAUUCUUCAAAUUUUCAAUUCAAAUUGCGAGAAAAAGUUCCUAAAAAUGGACAAAUGUGAAGUAAAUGAGAAGUUUGCAGUUAAUGAACGGUGUAAAGUCAUUGAUGGAAGAAGCUUUGUUGUUUAUAAAAUAAUUGAGCCGAUUAAUGAAUGUUUGGUCGAAGUCUGCAUGCAAAAGUCAAAAAACUCAAAAUUUCAUCAAGUCGGAAAAUGUCAAAACUUCAAUCGCUGUGAAUAUUCAAAACCAGGAGCAAGCCUCAAUCAAAUCACAAAAAGAAUCGCCAACUUUUUCAAAAUUUCAGGCAUUCAAGGAUCAUUGUCAUCAUGUCCAAUAAUUGGAUAUCAGAAAUUUUUGAAUAUUUCAAUUGGAUUUUCAAAUUUAUUGACAUUUUUGCCGAGAGGAGUUUUGAGGAUUAGUGUGAGGAACUACAAUAUGAAGGAUGGACUGUUGUUUGAGACGUCGGCUGUAAUUUUGAAUAAAUGAAAUUGAAUCACUUGCCCGAAUUUCACAAGUCGGUUAAUCGAUCAGAA
Messenger RNA from Chironomus riparius, 606 nucleotides. The record is from the annotation of a GenBank genome assembly. Lineage: Eukaryota; Metazoa; Arthropoda; Insecta; Diptera; Chironomidae.